Messenger RNA from Salvia splendens (bonfire salvia), 1277 nucleotides. Its product is annotated as U2 small nuclear ribonucleoprotein A'. The record is from RefSeq and is a predicted model, not a curated record. The transcript is spliced from 8 exons. The coding region runs from base 87 to 950 and encodes 287 amino acids. Gene Ontology annotation, biological process: mRNA splicing, via spliceosome. Gene Ontology annotation, molecular function: U2 snRNA binding; protein binding. Lineage: Eukaryota; Viridiplantae; Streptophyta; Magnoliopsida; Lamiales; Lamiaceae.
GGUUUGGAUCACUCUAUUCGGAUUCUUAAACCUCUAAUUCUGAAUCCUGCUGUUGCCGCUGCCGAGAGAGAGAGAGAGGUGAUAAAAUGGUGAGAUUAACGGCGGAUUUGAUCUGGAAAAGCCCCCAUUUCUUCAAUGCCAUUCGCGAGCGAGAACUCGAUCUCCGAGGGAACAAAAUUCCUGUUAUAGAGAACGUUGGCGCUACUGAGGACCAAUUCGACACAGUUGAUUUAUCCGAUAAUGAGAUUGUCAAGCUUGAGAACUUUCCUCUCAUGAAUCGCCUAGGAACCUUGUUAUUGAACAAUAACCGAAUCACUCGCAUCACUCCUAACCUUGGAGAGUUUUUGCCGAAACUGCACACCUUGGUCCUCACCAACAAUAGGUUAACUAACUUGGCUGAGAUCGAUCCUCUUGCAUCACUCCCCAAGCUGCAGUUCCUUAGUCUGCUUGACAACAAUAUUACGAAAAAACCUAAUUAUCGUUUGUAUGUUAUCCACAAGUUGAAGUCCUUGCGUGUUCUGGACUUCAAGAAAGUAAAACAAAAGGAGCGUGCUGAAGCCAAAAUUUUGUUUGCAUCAGAAGAAGCUGAAGAAGAGGUUAAAAGGCAAUCUGCAAAGAUUGUACCUGCUGAGACUCCUAGUACCCAAGAAUCUGCAAGGGAGCAACAAACAGCUAAACCAGCUGCACCUACACCAGAACAAAUUUUGGCUAUUAAGGCUGCCAUUGUGAAUUCACAAACUCUUGAAGAGGUGGCAAGACUGGAACAGGCACUAAAAUCAGGACAGCUUCCAGCUGAGUUCAACAUCAAUGAUGAUGGCAAUGCACCUAACGGUGAGGCUACUGAACAGGAGGAUAAUAUGAUCACAGAUGAAAAAGAAGCAAAUAAUGAACCUAACGAAAGUGAGCCUGAAGAAAAGAAAGACGAGCCAUCAGAAAUGGAAGAGGAAUAGGUUUGUUCCAUAUGAAUAUUCAGCACUUAAUAUUCAUCGUGUAUCCUUCCGAACAUGAUUAAUGCCCACUUCAUGUUGCAAAACUGUGUUUGUAAUCUUUGAUAUUUUCUCGGACGAAGAUUUCAGAGUAGCCAUGAAUAGGCAAGGAGAGCACUUGCUAACAACUUAUUUGUGAGACAGAGUUUGCUGCGAGCAAUGUAGUACUUGUCAAAAAACAUGAAUUUCUGCAGCCGCUUACAGGAAAAAAAGUGUCUUCUUCGUCAUGUAUUAGGUUGUUCGAACUAUUCCUGUUUUUCUCAAUCGAAUUUUCAACUGGUUAUAUUCUUA